AAUUUCUCUCAUUUCUUGUACCUUUUUAUUCUAUUUUUUUUUUUACAAACAAAUUUAAUAAUAUCAUUUUUCUUUCUUUUUCGUGUUAGAUAUUCUUUCGUUCAUUUCUUUUUCUUUUCCCCCUUCUUCUCGUCUCAUCUGGUUACUUGGUUACUCCCAUACGAUGAAUUGUCAUCGACGCCAUGCUGCUUGGCAACGAUGGCUGUUCACCAUACUCACCUUAUUACCGUUAUCCCAAGCCGAUUCGUUCAAAGAACCAUUGCUUAACUUUGAUACCAUUGGCCAACUUGGUUUUGUGGGCGAUUAUGCGGGUAUUUCCCCAUUCACUGACACGAAUCAGUCGGCCUCAUUUAAUACCACUUAUUCGAAUAUCGUUCUUCAACAACACGGCAUUUACACCCUCUUCGCUACGACGAACGGCGACGUGCACACCACAUGUCAGUUAGUCGACGAUGUGUUUAUCGGAGGAAGCUUCACCGCUGUCAACAAUACUAUCGUAAAUCACAUUGCUCGAUACGACGCUGCAUCGCACACUUUUGUUUCGUUGCAACAAGGUUUAGACGGCCCGGUUCACAGUGUCUACUGCGAUGAAACAAAUCAUGCUGUUUAUGUCGGAGGCGAGUUUAGAGCACCGAUUGGCAUCGAUAAUACUACAGCUCAAAACUUUACUGGAAGUGUGGGCCUUUGGCAGAAUAACCGAUGGGUCAACCUCCCUUGGCAAGGGUUCAACGGUCCUGUUUAUACCAUCACUCGAAAUCCUGCUCAAGAUACCAUCCUUUUCGGUGGUCGUUUCGAAGCGACCGGCGACGGAUUUUAUUAUAAUACCAACAGUAGUCAGCCCGUUAAUCUAGACGCAUCUGCGACGGUUUCAUCCGGUAAUGGCGCAAUGAAUGGCGAUUUUACCGAUCCGCGAAACGUCAUUUGCCAAAAUAAUAGCGGGGCUUCUUCUUCGGCAGACCAGCCUUGGUUGUUACAGGACGGGGUUCCCGGUUAUUGGGAAGCUCAAUUCGCUUAUCCCAUCGAGCCUUCCAUGUUCCGUAUUGCCAAUACCCAUUUACCCGAUCGAGGCACGAAAACAUUCGGUAUUCUCGCUUUGGGGUCCAAUGAAUACUUUCAACUUUCCUACGUCGAUCCUAUCACCCAACAACUCAUGACUUGUACGCAAUCAUGUCCUUUAUCCGAAAAUCCUCAACUUGUCAGUGAGGAAUUCACAGUGACAAAAACGAUGGCCACUCAAGGCAUUCGCAUCAUGAUUGAUGCAUGGUACGGUGCUGGAGGUGGGCUUGGCGGAGUCGAAAUUUUUCAAUCAGAUAUCGCACUGCAUGCCCACAACAGCAACGGCAACUCUUCUUGCAAUUCUGCUGCCGCCUCACGUACCGAUGUCACCGGCCAGUGGGAGGACAAGUUUGCAUAUGGUGCUUACCAAAACUUUUUAACAUCCACUUUCCCGGCUACCCAACUCGCCAGUAACACGGCCUCCAUACGUUACACCCCGUAUGUUCCUGUUCAGGGAAAUUAUGCAGUGUAUGCCAAGACCCCAGGUUGUGUCGGUACAAGCAGUUGUAAUCAGCGCACACAGAUCGAAUUUACCAUGGAAAUGACACCGGGAAAUACGACAACGAUGAUCUUGGAUCAGGCAGUGUAUGAAGAUACGAAAACAUUGAUUUACACUGGCUUGGUGGCGGCCAGUUCGGAAGCAUUUCGACCUUCAUUAACCCUCAAGGUCGCACCAAAUGCUACUCCGCCCGCCAGUGGCACCGUCAGUCUCGUGGCAAAUUCUAUUGAAUUUAUUCGAAAUGGAACAGGUGCUACGCUCGUCAGUAUUCUCGAAUACAGUCCGCACAAUCUCACCAUGAACAUCUCUCCUGCCUGGAGACCCUUGGCAGAUCAACUGAUGGUCGGUUCCGUGGUCAACACCAUUGACGCGUCUCGAGGCAAUGAAAUUUAUUUGGGCGGUCGAUUUUUCAAUCCGAAUGGAACCUUUCGUAAUAUUGCAGCUUUCAACUAUGAUCGAUCGCUUAUUUUACCUUUAAACGACGGAGGACUGAACUCAAAUGUGACCGAUAUUCGCGUGAUGGGGUCAAAUGUUUAUGUGGGUGGGCAAUUCAAUGGGACAGUUACAGGCACUCAAACGGGCAUCAAGUAUGCUGCUGCUUAUGAUUUGACAAGUAACACGUGGUCCGGUCUCGAAGGGGGUCUCGAUGGUCCUGUGACCCAUAUGAUGGUUUCAGCCGAUCAGCGUCAACUUACUUUGGCAGGCACCUUUUCACAUGCUUUAUGGAGUGAUCAGCGUGUGGCUACAGGACCGACGGGAAACGCGAUCUGGGAUUUGUCGCGUCGGCAAUGGACUGAACGCGAUUCCUUGAUUGUCGGUGAAAUAGUAGCGAUGCACGGUAUACUCAAUAAUCGAACCAUGAUCGUCGGUCGUAUCCAAGGAGCACAGACUUUCCGUACCAAUGGCAUCUCCUUAACGGAUGGUCAAAAGCAGUGGCAGCCAUUGAUCUCCAACGAUCGUGACGAUGUGCUGAUCAAUGCCGGCGUGUUUUGGCACAAUAGUUCUCAUCCCAACAAUCAAACUGUCACGAUUAUUGGCGGAAAAUUUCAAACCGACAAUCUAACCAAUUUGGCCAUGUACUACGAUGACGCAUGGCAUGAAUUGGGUCGUUUAGAAGGUGAAAUCUACAGUUUAGCCGUCCUGAAGAAUUACCUCUACAUCGGUGGCCAGUUUAACGGCACUCUCGGUACAAGCCAACCGAAAAGUUUCGCCAUUUACGACUUGGCCACACGCACCAGCGUGGAUGUCAGUGGUAUCUAUGGCGCUGAUGGCAAACCCGGACGUGUGAAUGUCAUUACUUUAAGGAGUGAUGGAAAAGCUUUAUUCAUUGGUGGCAAUUUUUCGUUGGCUGGGUCCUUGGCUUGUGCUGCUGUAUGCACGUUGGAUACCAACACCCGACAAUGGAACAUGGUAGCUCAGGGCAUGACGGGCCAUGUUCGUGAUCUGACAAUUUCAGGAGGUCAAAUGACGGCCGUUGGAGCCCUCACCGUGAACGAUCAGCCCACCUACAUUGCCAAACUUCCAGAUCAAGCAGCCACCUGGAUCAGCUAUUGGCCCCAAACCACUGCAACCUUUGGCGUGCCGACUACCGUUCUCGGAGGUCCUAACCAAGCCGUCAUUGUUGCCGGAAGUAAUGCCAGCAUGGGUUAUUUGGGAUCGUGGGACGGGCAGCAGUUCACCGAUUUGGGAUCCAAUUUUGGCACAGCGACAGAUAUCAGUCAGUUGAUGUAUGUGCCUAUUACCAAAUCGCCAAGCGAUCAACGAUACCCUGCCAACACGGACGACGUGCUAAUGGCGAUUGGAAAGUUGAUGAUUCCUCCUUACGGCAAUGUCAGUGCCGCUUUUUACGAUGGUUCUUCAUGGUAUCCUUAUAUUUUGACAACCCGACUGAACGGUACUGCUGGCCAGAUUCAUCACAUUUUCCACGGCUCUUCCUGUUGUAGCGUGGGCGAUAUUCGACAUUAUCUCCCUGUGCCUGCCGUCAUUUUGAUUUCCAUUGCGAUUUCACUGGGUAUCAUCUUUGUCCUUGUAGGACUUGGAUUGAUUGUGUUGUUUAUCCGGCGUCGCAACGGUGUGGACGAUUACCCAGAACCUUUGCAGCCAUGGAAACAAGGAAUGCAACGGUCAAGUUUGAUGGAGAUGCUGGAUGCGGCUCCGUUAGGCGGAGCUCUUGCCGGAGCGGGCGUUGGAGCUGCAGCGAGUGCCAGCAGAGAAAAACAAAAGGCUGCAUCGAAUGAAAUGGAUCUAUCCGAUAAACGACUGAAUAGAAUGGGACCGGCCGCGGCUGAAAAGAAUGCAGGGGUGUCUUCGUUUGGCGCCAUGAUGGCCGCCGCGCUUACUCAAGGGAACGAUGGUGUGGCCAGCGAAAAAUCUCCUCACUUAUACUAUGCAAAGCAUCCAUUUGAAGCCAAAGAAUAUGGUGAACUAGACCUGAAAGCGGGAGAUGCCAUUGUCGUGACGGAUACAAGUGAUAAUGUAUGGUGGAUGGGUUACAAAGACGAUGGUUCGGGAAAUCCCAUCUCGGGUUUGUUUCCAAGCAACUAUGUGAGAUCACCAUCGCAUCCGUAAAAACACCAUCUCGUGCAUAUCAUUAUUUAUAUCUCUAGUGUAUUCCUUUGCACCUCUUGCAUACAGGCAUGAUACUGAUGAAGGAAAAAUCCGAGGAGAGAUCUCCAGGACCGGUUCCUCCAUCUAUCUUCAUCUUUCUUAUUUCCCCAUUCCUCUCCUUUUUCUAGUGUUUUUUAAUUAAUGCCUUUUUUUUUCCCUUCGUCUUCUUUUCCCGCAUGACAUUCUCAUUUUAUUUGAUACUUCUUUUAUUUAUC
This is a messenger RNA of Radiomyces spectabilis, 4377 nucleotides long. Its product is annotated as cortical protein marker for cell polarity-domain-containing protein. Bases 164 to 4123 code for a protein of 1319 amino acids. Lineage: Eukaryota; Fungi; Mucoromycota; Mucoromycetes; Mucorales; Radiomycetaceae. Gene Ontology annotation, cellular component: plasma membrane of growing cell tip. Gene Ontology annotation, biological process: positive regulation of establishment of bipolar cell polarity regulating cell shape. The record is from RefSeq and is a predicted model, not a curated record. The transcript has 12 exons. Gene Ontology annotation, molecular function: protein binding.